This is a messenger RNA of Solanum stenotomum, 510 nucleotides long. NCBI's taxonomy places the organism in Eukaryota, Viridiplantae, Streptophyta, Magnoliopsida, Solanales, Solanaceae. The record is from the annotation of a RefSeq genome assembly.
AUGCCUAGAUCACGGACAAAUGGAAAUUUUAUUGAUAAGACCUUUUCAAUUGUAGCCGAUAUCUUAUUACGAGUAAUUCCGACAACUUCAGGAGAAAAAGAGGCAUUUACCUAUUACAGAGAUGGUCGGAUGUCGGCUCAAUCCGAAGGAAAUUACGCGGAAGCUUUGCAGAAUUAUUAUGAAGCUAUGCGACUAGAAAUUGAUCCCUAUGAUCGAAGUUAUAUACUCUAUAAUAUAGGGCUUAUCCACACAAGUAAUGGAGAACAUACGAAAGCUUUGGAAUAUUAUUUUCGAGCACUAGAACGAAACCCAUUCUUACCACAAGCUUUUAAUAAUAUGGCCGUGAUCUGUCAUUACCGGGGAGAACAGGCCAUUCAACAGGGAGAUUCUGAAAUUGCAGAGGCUUGGUUCGAUCAAGCCGCUGAGUAUUGGAAACAGGCUAUAGCGCUUACUCCCGGUAAUUAUAUUGAAGCGCAUAAUUGGUUGAAGAUCACGAGACGUUUCGAAUAA